AUGUCCCGCGCGCGACUACCGGAACCCAUCUCGAUAGUCAAUGCAUCAGACGUAUCUGCCCGUCCCAGAUGGCAUGUCCUACUCGACGGCUCCAGAGCUCAACACUGGACAGCCUUCAAUAAGAGCACGUACACGUCUCUCAAGGACCUGGUGGACAAGACGGCUAAGGUGGAGACUCUGUCACCUUUCGGCAUGGCCACCUUAGAGUGCGGCUUCUCACUCGCCAACGGAACGGCCCGUGACUUGCCAUCCGAGUAUGUCGAGUGGAAUCAGCUCACUGAGGGCCACGAUGGGCCGUGUGAGGUCUGGUGCGACGACGUGUUGGCCUUUGGGGACGACAACUGCGCCGUUAACUACCCAGAGACUCCCUCUAAAUGGCCCUUCGACGUUUACAAGUGUUCGGGCGCCUCCCGACUCACAGCCUACUGGAUCGCUCUCCACGGUCUGCCGUGGCAGGUCUUCAUUAACUGUGUCCCACUAACGGGGUCGGUAAACAGCACCACGGUCGACACUACUACUACAACGUUGGCCCCAGUCAGUACCACGGCUCCUACCGACUCGUCCUAUGCAGACGAAGCAGAGGGCUCCGAAUGUGGCUCUCUGGACAUCGCCGGGUCGGGUGAAUCGGACUGUGGCUCUCUUGAUGUCGCUGGAUCGGACGAGUCUAGUUGUGGCUCGCUCGAUGUUGCUGGGGAUGACACAGACACUUCUACUACAGAGCCUAAUGAAGUGGCCGGAGAUGCAGACACGGUCGACUCAGAGUGCGGGUCGCUCGACAUUGCCGAAGACUCCGAGUGUGGGUCGCUUGAUAUCGCUGAGGAGUCGGACUGCGGCUCUCUUGACAUCGCCGAGGGUGCUGAAUCUGACGAACAGUACACAGGCUCAACCACCGGCAUCGAUUUCAGUACUCUUCAAGGAGCCAGUACAGCCGGCACGGUGACUCCCCAAAAGUAG
Messenger RNA from Phytophthora infestans T30-4, 954 nucleotides. RefSeq lists its product as uncharacterized. The transcript is spliced from 2 exons. NCBI's taxonomy places the organism in Eukaryota, Oomycota, Peronosporomycetes, Peronosporales, Peronosporaceae. The coding region runs from base 1 to 954 and encodes 317 amino acids. The record is from RefSeq and is a predicted model, not a curated record.